Messenger RNA from Scatophagus argus, 2079 nucleotides. It is a transcript of the gene ap4m1, whose product is annotated as adaptor related protein complex 4 subunit mu 1. The record is from RefSeq and is a predicted model, not a curated record. Gene Ontology annotation, biological process: Golgi to lysosome transport; protein targeting. Lineage: Eukaryota; Metazoa; Chordata; Actinopteri; Scatophagidae. The transcript is spliced from 17 exons. Bases 335 to 1660 code for a protein of 441 amino acids. Gene Ontology annotation, cellular component: trans-Golgi network; cytoplasmic vesicle; clathrin adaptor complex.
CUACGCCAUCUUCUCAGUCAGUUGCAAGCAGUAUGUCAGUCUGAAGUCAAGCAGCUAGCAACACAGACUUCAGCUUCAGACACUCAGGGGAGCUUUUAACGCUCCACUCAGCAGUUUUAUGUGUAGAAAUAGGUCAGCGACCUGUUUACCAUGGACUACUCUCGUUUGAAAUGUUUAAGUGUGCCGCGAUAGCUCACUUUGACGUCCGCUCCUCGCUGUAGUCGGGCUAACGUACAGUAACAGUAGUAAACAUUAAUGGAUGAGUACGUAAACAUAAAGCGUUAGCUAACGCGAGGAAGUCUACCUUUUGUCUCUACAAGCCUUCUGUGGCAGGAUGAUCUCCCAGGUUUUCAUCUUGUCCUCUAAAGGCGACCACCUCAUCUAUAAAGACUUCCGUGGAGAAGCAGGAAGUGACGUCCAGAAUAUUUUCUAUGAGAAGGUCACAGCACUGACUGGAGACCAGCCUCCUGUCGUCAUGAAUCACAAAGAUCUUCACUUCGUCCAUGUGAGACAGGGAGGACUGUACUGGGUCGCCACGACCACAGCUGACUCCUCCCCUUUCACCAUCAUCGAGUUCCUCAACAGGUUAGCAGCUCUGGUUAAAGAUUACUGUGGCAGCCUUUCUGAGCAGUCAGUGCAGAUGAACUUUGCUCUCAUCUAUGAGCUGCUGGACGAGGUCGUGGAUUAUGGCUACAUCCAGACGAUGUCCUCUGACAUCCUGAAGAAUUUCAUCCAGACUGAAGCUGUCUCCUCCAGACCGUUCAGCCUGUUUGACCUCAGUAAUGUCGGUUUGUUUGGAGCAGAAACACAACAAAGUAAAGUGGCUCCGAGCUCUGCAGCCACCAGACCCAUCCAGUCAAGCAGAGAGCAGGGAGGGAAGAGCGAGAUAUUUGUGGACGUGAUUGAGAGGAUGUCGGUCGUCAUUGGCUCCAAUGGGGUUUUGAUGAAGGCUGACGUCGAGGGAGAGAUCAGAGUCAAGUGCUACAUGCCGAGCUGCUCAGAAAUGAGAAUCGGUCUGAAUGAAGAAUUGAGCAUUGGCAAAUCACAGCUGAGAGGUUACGGCGCUGCUGUUCGCGUUGACGAGUGCAGCUUCCACCAGGCGGUCCGACUGGACGAGUUCGACAGCCACCGCAUCCUCCGACUCUGUCCCAGCCAGGGAGAGCAAACAGUGAUGCAGUACCAGCUGAGUGACGACCUGCCUUCAGCUCCUCCUUUCCGCCUCUUCCCAGCCAUCGAGAGAGACGGCGGAGGAAGACUGCUGAUGUACCUGAAGCUUCGCUGUGAUCUGCCACCAAAGAGCACUGCCAUCAAUGUCUGUGCCACCAUCUCCGUUCCCAAAGGCUCUGUGAGUUUGUCACAGGAGCUCAGCAGUCCGGACCAGAGCGCUGAGCUGAAGCUGCAGAGCAGAGCCGUCCACUGGCAGAUCCCUCGUUUCCCCGGAGGGACGCAGCUGUCUGCUCUGUUCAAGCUGGAGGUCCCCGGCCUCAGCUCGGCCUCCAUGUUGGAGGUCGGUCCAGUCGCACUGAGCUUCGAGCUGCCCAAACUCACCGUCACGGGGCUACAGAUCCGCUUCCUGCGCCUGUCGCCCGUGCAGCCUGGCCCGUCGCAGCGCUGGGUCCGCUACGUCACCCACUCUGACUCCUACACCAUCCGGGUUUGACUUGAGCCUGAUUAGUCAGCCUCAUGAUGAAGCAGCAGAUCCAAAGCCAACACUGGAGCUCUGUGGCACACGAGGAGCUCUGAGGGGCACACAACACCUGCCAGCCAGUCUGAGUCUGAACAGGAAGUAAUGCAGUUCAGUUGAGUGUUUCUCAGCUCUGAACCUUCCCUCUCACAUAUGUCAUCUUUGUGUGACCUUUUUCACUCAGGCUUCACUUCUGCCUUUAAAAAGCUGAGCUUUGACGUUUAAAACAGCAGCUUAAGUGCACGCAGAUCAGAUAUCAUCAGUUGAGUCAACAGGAAGCUCCAAAAGCAGAAAUUCACUUUGAACGCUGGUGAGAAGAUUCUCAUUUUUGCUUAUUAAAUACAGUCAUUUUUGCCCAACGACACGUUUCACUUCUCUUUUAGGACCCGUGCUUG